AUGAACCCGGCACAGGCACCGGUGACCUUCAAGGAUGUGCUUGUGACUUUCACCCAGGAGGAGUGGGAAUUAUUAGACCUGCCCCAGAGGACACUGUACUGGAAGGUGAUGACAGAGACCUGCAGGCUUCUUGUCUCACUGGAUGACAAAGCAAAAGCCAAUACCACAGAGCCUUCUGCUUCUCAACCAGCCUUGUUUGAGAGAUGCUCACCCCACACGUUACUGACUGAGGAAGACUCCAGUGUUUCCACGUUGGGAGAAGCCAGGGAACAAGAAGGACCAUCAGAAAAACAGGGAGGGCACAUAAGGACAGGGACAGACCCCUAUAAGGAAUCCCUCCCUAGAAAGGUUAACCCUGAAUGUGAUGAUUUGGGAACAAGUAAAAAUCUUCCCACAAAGGAUUUAUGGGAGCAAGACUCUCCAGGAGAUGCUCUCCAUGAGUGUGAACCACAUAGAUCAAGAAGAGACCCCUUGAUUCAUGGAGGGAAGAACCCCUACAAAUGCAAGGAAUGUGGGAAAGAGUUUAUCAAGAAUCACUUCCUCCUUCAACAUCAGUGGAUUCACACUAGAGUAAAAUCCUAUAAAUGCAAAAAGUGUGGGAAGGUCUUUCUCAGGAAGGCAGAUCUCACUGGACACUACAGCAUUCACAUUAAGAAGAAGCUCUAUGAGUGCAUUGAGUGUGAGAAGGCCUUCAGCCGCAGGUCACACCUCACAGAACACCAGCGGAUUCACACUGGGGAGAAACCCUAUGAGUGCAACGAAUGCAGGAAGGCCUUCAGCCGCAGGUCACACCUCACGGAGCACCAGCGGAUUCACAGUGGAGAGAAGCCUUAUGUGUGCAAUGAAUGUGGAAGGGGCUUUGCCCGCCACUCAGAUUUUAUUCGGCAUAAUAGAACCCACACUGGAGAAAAACCCUUUGAGUGCAAAGAGUGCGGGAAGGCCUUUUGUAACAGCUGCUCUGUAACUCGACACAUGAGGUCUCAUUCUGGGGAGAAGCUCUAUGAGUGCAGUGAGUGUGGAAAGACCUACAGCUACAGCUCAACCCUCAAUACUCAUCAAAAGAUUCACAGUGGAGUAAAAUCCUACAAAUGUAAGAGAUGUGGGAAGGCCUUUCACCAGAAGGCAGCCCUCAGUCAGCAUCAGAGAACUCAUACUGAGUUCUUUUUAAAAUUCAUUAUCUAUGAAACAGGAAUGUUGACUGAUGCACCUCACAAGGCGUUUAUGCAGGUCAAAAGAAAUAACGACUGUGGCUGCUUGCCGGCUCACGGACCUAUUGGCUGGCGGUACCGGGCGUGGCACGGGGCGCCCUGCUGCGAUGGCAUGAUCUAG
Nyctereutes procyonoides (raccoon dog) is the source of this 1329-nucleotide messenger RNA. Its product is annotated as zinc finger protein 599-like. Gene Ontology annotation, cellular component: nucleus. Bases 1 to 1329 code for a protein of 442 amino acids. The transcript is spliced from 5 exons. NCBI's taxonomy places the organism in Eukaryota, Metazoa, Chordata, Mammalia, Carnivora, Canidae. The record is from RefSeq and is a predicted model, not a curated record. Gene Ontology annotation, molecular function: RNA polymerase II cis-regulatory region sequence-specific DNA binding; DNA-binding transcription factor activity, RNA polymerase II-specific. Gene Ontology annotation, biological process: central nervous system development; regulation of transcription by RNA polymerase II.